Aspergillus fijiensis CBS 313.89 is the source of this 846-nucleotide messenger RNA. Its product is annotated as MBL fold metallo-hydrolase. Lineage: Eukaryota; Fungi; Ascomycota; Eurotiomycetes; Eurotiales; Aspergillaceae. The transcript has a single exon. The record is from RefSeq and is a predicted model, not a curated record. The coding region runs from base 1 to 846 and encodes 281 amino acids.
AUGCCCGCCUUCCAAGGUUCCGUCUCCGUGACGCACAUCACCACCGCGACGGCGAUCCUUAACAUCGACGGGGUGCGCUUCCUGACCGACCCCGUCUUCUGCCCCGCGGGGUCCGAAUACGACUACGACGGCUGGGCCAAAGCCGACUGGGCCGCCUGGGGCUACGAGCAGGCCCCGCCCCCGGUGAAGCUGCGCAGCCAGGCCGGCCCGGCGCUGCAGCUGGACGAGCUGCCGCCCAUCGACGCCGUGCUGCUCAGCCACGAGGACCACGUCGACAACCUCGACCCGCUGGGCCGGCAGCUCCUCGACGGCCGCCACGUGUUUACGACCCCGGACGGCGCCCGCAACCUAGCCCCGCGGCCGGGCGUGGUCGGCCUCCAGCCCUGGCAGACGGUCGAGGCCGUCCUCGGCGGUAAGCGCUUCCGCAUCACCGGCACCCCCUGCCAGCAUUUCCCCGGCGGGGAAGUCACGGGGUUCAUCGUGGAGUGCGACGCCUUCGGGGUGAGCGACGAGGGCCUUCCCAACGUGGUGUACUUCUCCGGGGAUACCGUCUGGAUCGACGAGCUGGCGGAGAUCCGCAAGAAGUGGCAUGUCGCGGUUGCCGUUGUGAACUUGGGCAAUGCCUUGUUCCCCACCCCCAGGGGGAUGCUGCAGAUCACCUUCGACGGGAAGCAGGCGGCCCAUCUGAUGCGUGUGACCGGGGCGGAUGUGAUGGUCCCCAUUCAUUUUGAAUCCUGGGAGCACUUCACGCAGCAUCAGGAGGAACUGCGACUGGUGUUUAAGGAAGAGGGGAUUGACGACAAGGUGUGCUGGUUGACGCCCGGUGUGGAGAAAACCGCUAUCUAG